AAAAUAGAUAUAGGAAAAAAGAAGAAAAAGGUGCACGCUCCCCGAGGCACUCCCCUAAACCCCUCUUCUUUCCUUAUUUUCACACACUAAAAGCACACAGUUGAAGCAGCUUAAGCUAGUUUACAACUCACCAAAAUCUAGGGUUUCAUCACAAAAUGAAUCUCUUCAGGAAAAAAACAUCUCCCAAAGAUGCAUUGAGGACUAGCAAAAGGGAGAUGUCUGUUGCUACUAGAGGCAUUGAGCGUGAGAUUGCAUCUUUAGAAUUAGAGGAGAGGAAACUUGUGGCGGAGAUAAAGAGAACAGCAAAAACUGGGAAUGAGGCUGCCACCAAGAUCUUGGCUCGUCAGCUUGUACGUCUUAGGCAGCAAAUAACAAAUCUGCAGGGGAGUCGUGCACAGAUAAGAGGAGUGGCUACACAUACACAGGCUUUGUACGCCAGCACUUCAAUUUCGACAGGAAUGAAAGGUGCAACAAAAGCAAUGGUGGCAAUGAACAAGCAAAUGGAACCUGCCAAACAAGCUAAGGUGGUUAGGGAGUUCCAGAAGCAGUCAGCUCAGAUGGACAUGACGAUUGAAAUGAUGUCAGAGUCCAUUGAUGAAACUCUUGACAAGGACGAGGCCGAAGAGGAAACAGAGGAGCUUACUAACCAGGUGCUUGAUGAGAUUGGUGUGGACAUUGCAUCACAGUUGUCUUCGGCCCCAAAAGGACGAAUUGCUUCGAAGAAGGUUGACAAUGCUGUACCUAGCGCUCAGUCUAAUGAUGUUGAGGAUCUCGAGAAGAGGUUGGCUUCACUUCGACGCAUAUGAUCCCUGAUACUUGCAUAGUGGACAGUCAGAGUCCUAAAUAGUUUAUUUUUCUCUCUUGUAUAAAUAACAUAUAUAUGACAUAUUUGUGUAACUGGUAGAUUUAAAAGUUACUGUACUAUUAUUGCCUUGGA
Messenger RNA from Daucus carota subsp. sativus, 937 nucleotides. Its product is annotated as vacuolar protein sorting-associated protein 2 homolog 2. The coding region runs from base 156 to 806 and encodes 216 amino acids. NCBI's taxonomy places the organism in Eukaryota, Viridiplantae, Streptophyta, Magnoliopsida, Apiales, Apiaceae. Gene Ontology annotation, cellular component: multivesicular body; ESCRT III complex. The transcript is spliced from 11 exons. The record is from RefSeq and is a predicted model, not a curated record. Gene Ontology annotation, biological process: late endosome to vacuole transport; endosome transport via multivesicular body sorting pathway; protein transport.